This is a messenger RNA of Phragmites australis (common reed), 1655 nucleotides long. Its product is annotated as zinc-finger homeodomain protein 10-like. Bases 193 to 1326 code for a protein of 377 amino acids. Gene Ontology annotation, molecular function: transcription cis-regulatory region binding; DNA-binding transcription factor activity. Gene Ontology annotation, biological process: regulation of developmental process; regulation of DNA-templated transcription. Lineage: Eukaryota; Viridiplantae; Streptophyta; Magnoliopsida; Poales; Poaceae. Gene Ontology annotation, cellular component: nucleus. The transcript has a single exon. The record is from RefSeq and is a predicted model, not a curated record.
CACUCUCACUACUCUUGGCUCGGUUGCUCUUUUCAUUCUUAUCUCGUCGCGAACUCUCUUCAUCUCCUUACCUGUAGUUUUCUCUUCACUUCUCAUGGGCAAAACCACCAUGGCUUAAGCGCUAAUUUGCUGAGAGGGUGGAGCAAGAACGGUGGUGACGCCGAGCUCGACGGGCUGGCAGGGAGGGAGGGGAUGGAGGCGGUGGUGGACGUCAAGUACAGGCCGGUAUUUUUCCCGAACGGCGGCGUGGCGGCGACCAAGAAGCUGAGGCCCGCGGCGCCGGCGCCGGGGGGAGGCGAGACGGGGGUGUACCGGGAGUGUCUCAAGAACCACGCGGCGAGCCUUGGUGGGCACGCCGUGGACGGGUGCGGGGAGUUCAUGCCGUCGCCGGCGGCCGACCCCGCGGACCCGGCGUCGCUCAGGUGCGCCGCGUGCGCGUGCCACCGCAACUUCCAUCGCCGGCUCCCGGAGGCGCCGCCCACCACGCCUCUGCUCGCGCUGCCUCCGCCGCCAUCGCAGCUUGCGGCGGUGGCGGCGGCGUCGAUGCCGCGUCCGCUGCAUGAUCACCGCGCGCUGCGCGGCGAGGAGACGCCGGAGGGCUACCUGCGGGCCGCCGGCUACGACGACUCCGACGAGUCGGACGAGGGCUCGGAUUUUGACGAGUCGGACCGCCCUCUGUCGCCGCUACCGGCGCCGGCGCUGCCGCCACCUGGCUACCUCCCGUCCGCGCCGCACAUGCUCCUCGCGCUGAGCACUGAAGCACAGGGCACCUCAGCUCCCACGGUGGCGCCGAGGCCACCCGCCCCGGGUACGAUGCCAGCGCCGGCGCGGAAGCGCUCUCGGACAAAGUUCAGCCCGGAGCAGAAGCAGCGGAUGCAGGCGCUGUCGGAGCGGCUGGGGUGGCGGCUACAGAAGCGCGACGAGGCGGUGGUCGAGGACUGCUGCCGCGAGAUCGGCGUCACCAAGGGCGUCUUCAAGGUCUGGAUGCACAACAACAAGCACAACUUCGUCUGCGGCCACAGCGCGCGCCGCGGCGCCAGCUCCUCUGCCUCCCCUUCUGCCGCCGGCGUCGCAGUCCACCCUUCCUCCCACACCGCCCCUCCACCAACCGCCGCCGCCUCUGCUCCUGCCGCCGGUGUCGCAGCCUACCCCUCCUCCCACCCCACCUCCCCGCCACCAACACUCGCCUUGGCACCUACCCCGCGCCCGUACCUGUCCAUCCACACUGACUUCAACACCAAUGGCGCCGCCGCCCCCGCAGCCGCCGACUACCUCGGCGUGCAAGUCCAACCGGCGACGGCGAGUGGCGGCUCGCCGCAGUCCUAGUCAUGACUAGCUCUAAUUAUGGUUCUUUUGUAGCCUUGUCUAAUUAACCAACCCUAAUGAUGGAUGCGUGGUGCUAGUGAAGCAUUCUGGUCUUUGUUAAUGGUGGAGCCCCUAGAAAGAUCUUAGGCUGCUAAAAAUGUGGGCUUUUGGGAUCUGAUGAUGUAAUGAUUCUGGAUUACCUCUGAGUAUUGUAGGAGUACUAAUUAAGAAGCAGGCAGUAGAUUUGUUCUUGAGCUGAGGAUGAUGCUUGGAAGUCUUCUUGUAGGAACUUAUGCAGUUAUGCUGUUCUUGGAUCAGUAUAAAAAUGCAGGCCUCUCCUUCUCUCUCCC